Daphnia pulex (common water flea) is the source of this 6692-nucleotide messenger RNA. RefSeq names its product ATP-binding cassette sub-family A member 7-like. Gene Ontology annotation, molecular function: ABC-type transporter activity; lipid carrier activity; ATP binding. The coding region runs from base 139 to 6579 and encodes 2146 amino acids. Lineage: Eukaryota; Metazoa; Arthropoda; Branchiopoda; Diplostraca; Daphniidae. Gene Ontology annotation, biological process: transmembrane transport; lipid transport. The record is from RefSeq and is a predicted model, not a curated record. The transcript has 40 exons. Gene Ontology annotation, cellular component: intracellular membrane-bounded organelle; membrane.
ACAUUCAAACUUGUGCUAUCAGUCAGUCUGUGGAUCCUGUCACGACUGGAAGUAUAUAGUAAGUUUGUUUGUCUAAACUUAGCCGACAUUUACAAAACUAUAGGCUACUAGGAGUACUAGCCACCUGGACAUCUCAAAAUGUUUUUCUUACAGCUCCGGCAGUUAAUGUGGAAAAACUACCUCGUCAGAUCACGAUCAAAAGCACGGGUCAUUGCAGAAAUUAUCUGGCCUUUGGCAGUAUUUAUCAUUUUAGCUCUUGUCAGGCUAGAAGGUCUAAAGGAUUACGAAAAAGAAUGUUACUUGAAAGAAAAAGCAUUGCCUUCAGCGGGUCCGGUUCGAUUUUACCAAAAUUUGAUUUGCACUUCGAUGAACUGGUGCUACAAUGACUAUCAAAAUAACACAAUUUUAUUUAAUGAAGCAUUGGAGUUUGAGCGAGCUAGAGAACUGAUUAGCGAAAUAGACACGGCCAUGAUAAGGAGACUCGCUGUCGAUGAGCAGUCAAACAAUUUAGAUUAUUCUUCCGGCCACACACAAUUAUCUCUCAACUACAGGGCCACCUACAAAGAAGGUCGCCAUAAUAAACAGUUGCAAAAUUCCUCGGCUUUAUCGUUACAAAGUAUGAGCAUGGAUUUCCUUCCAUCAUUGGCUUCAGAAAUUAUUUUCGAAGUACUGGAAAAGUCACGUGGGGGUGUGAGUGAUAACCAAUCACAGUUAUUAUGUAACACAAUUUUUUUAGAGCAAUACCGAGGAUUAUUAGAAGACUCGAUGAGUAACGAAAAUAAUCCGGAUUGGUUGGUAGAGCGUGUAAUCCACCAUGAUACAGAUUUCUUUAUUAAGGACACAGAAACAAAUUUGUGCACAGAGGAAUGGGGAUCUUUAGAAAAUUUGAACCAUUUAUAUAAAGACGUUCAUCUUUUGGGCAAGACAUUCCCUAUUUUUCAGGAAAUUUCCGAUUCGAAAAUAGGGAAAUUUGCUCAGAGACUAUGGAUUGCAACUACCGGAAAUAAAGCAGACAAUGAAUCAAAUUCGACUUCCAUUAUUCCUAUCCUGAAUGCAGUGUGUGGUGGAAGUUUUCAACCUCCCUAUAUCCCUUCCCCCAGCUUAAAGACAAUCCCCAAAUUUUCUAAAGCUAAUCCUUUUCGUCGAAGGAUGAGUGUUUUUGAAAGGGAUUCUGUUGCUGAAAGCACUGACAACUUCCCGGAAAUUUGCAGCAGUCUUUUUGGAACUAUGCAAAACAACUCGCAAACUGAAACACUUUUUGAGUAUCUCUAUCCGUUGAUAAGGGGAAGACUGGUAUACGCACCCAACACUCCCGCGUUUUCUCGUUUGGUCGAAAAAAUAAACUCAACAUUCCAAGAUAUAAGAACAAUUCAAAAUUUAUCCAAUACUUGGUUGGAAAUUUCGCCCAACAUAACUUCUGUGUUGAAUCGACUCGAGGAAUCCGUUACGGAUGCCAUAGAUAAUUUUGAAAAUUCCACUGCAAUUGUUUCAAUCUUAGAGGAAGCCCUUCUACGGAUAAACAAGAUUCAAACUACCGUGAUGCAGAUAGACGCCCUUGCCACAUUUUUUAGCACUUACAUAGAGUGUUACGAUUUCGAUAAAUUCGAAGGAUAUCCCACUGAAGAGGAAGCUGUUGCUCGUGGUAUCACUUUGUUGAACCAAAAUCAACUAUGGGCAGUAAUUAUAUUCGAUAGCGCUGACGCUAAUGUGACAUCGGAAGACGAACUGCCUUUCCACAUAUCAUACAAGAUAAGAAUGGACAAAUUUGUUAUUGAUACAACCGAAAGACUUAAGGAUUAUAUUGAAACACCUUAUCCUCGGAAUGAUCCAAGAUAUGGGCAUAUGAAAUACUUUACCUCGGGAUUCAUAUUCUUGCAGGAUAAGAUCGAACAGUCAAUCGCAUCCCUUCAGUCUAUGACAGAAAAUUUGCCGAGCAUGUUUAUGCAACAGUUUCCGAGUAAUUGUUUCGAGUUUGACACGUUUCUAUUCGCUAUUGGGCCAAGCUACCCGCUUUACAUGAAUCUGGCAUUCGUGUUUUCUUGUGCCAUGAUCAUCAAAUCAAUCGUUUACGAAAAAGAACGCCGACUCAAGGAAACUAUGCGGACAAUGGGCCUAGGCAACGGAGUUCAUUGGAUGGCUUGGUUCAUCGACAGCUUAUCAAUACUGCUCUUUGCCUGUGUCCUUCUACCUAUUAUUAUUUACUUUGGAAAUAUUUUGGAAAAAUCGAACCCGUUCGUCAUUUCCGUUUUCCUGAUAAGUUUUAGCAUCGCGACCAUUUGCUUUAGUUUCUUGGUUUCCACUUUCUUCAGCCGAGCCAAUCUCGCUGCCGCCUCCGGUGCAUUUAUUUAUUUUCUGACUUACCAACCAGUCAGUCUUCUUGACUUGGGGUUUAGUACCUCGCCUUAUGUCACCAAUAUUUUGUUGAGUUUAUUUUCCAACGUUGCAUUCGGCAUAGGAAAUGCGUAUGUGAUUGGUCUUGAAGAAACUUCCGGUGGUGCUCAGUGGAGUAACAUCGGAACAAGCCCAAGAGAAGGCGAUACCUUCUCGCUAUUAGAAUGCAUAUUGAUGUUGUUAUUCGAUUCCGUCCUUUACUUAGUAAUGACGUGGUAUAUUGAAACCGUCUUUCCAGGACAAUAUGGUAUCCCAAAACCAUGGUAUUUCAUGUUCCAGUCUUCCUACUGGUGUUCAAGUAAAGGACAGACUGUUCCCAUUACCUCCUUCGAACCGCGCGCUGAAGCAGAGAAUUCGGAACUAAUCGAAGAGGAGUCGAACAGGAAUCUGAUGGUUGGAGUGAGCAUCCACAAUCUUGGAAAAACGUAUUCAAACGGAAAAGUCGCCGUCCGUAAUCUCAACAUAGAUUUUUAUGAAGAUCAAAUUACUUCCUUUCUUGGACACAACGGAGCCGGCAAAACAACAACAAUCUCUAUUCUGACGGGACUAUUUCCUCCGUCAAGUGGAACCGCAACAAUCAAUGGGUUCGAUAUACGUUAUCAAAUGGAUGAUGUUCGCCAUCAACUUGGGGUUUGUCCACAACAUAAUGUCCUAUUUGAUCAAUUAACAGUAGAAGAGCAUUUGCAAUUUUUUGCAAAUUUAAAAACAGGAGAACAAAUCGAAUCUAGGAAAGAAAUCGACAAGAUGAUUGAGGAUUUAGGGCUGUCGCCUAAAAGGCACGACAUUUCCGAACACCUUUCCGGUGGAAUGAAGAGAAAACUAUCUAUAGGUGCAGCUUUUAUCGGAAAUUCGAAAACAGUAAUUCUGGACGAACCAACAGCGGGAGUCGAUCCAUACUCUCGACGAUCAAUUUGGGACAUUCUUCUCAAAUAUAAAGCAGGCCGAACCAUUAUUUUAACUACUCACUUUAUGGAUGAAGCGGACUUGUUGGGAGAUCGUAUAGCUAUUAUUUCCCAAGGGCAAUUGAAAUGUUGUGGCUCUUCCCUUUUUCUAAAGCAGAAACUAGGAUCCGGUUAUUAUCUUACGGUCGUAAGGAAAGACGAGAGUGAGCGCACCGUGAACGACGGUCAAGCAAAUGCAGAUCUUGUUUCACGAAGAGCAAAUGAAACAGAUGGAAUUGUGAAUGUGGUGAAACGACACAUCGCAAAUGGAAGUAUUGUAGAAAAUGUAGGGUCUGACAUCGUAUUCUGCCUUCCUGAAUUUGAUGAAGCAGGAAUCCGCCAGAGAGACAAGUUUCCCAUUCUUUUUGAUGAGCUCGACUCAACAAUGGAAGAGCUUCGUGUUGAUAGCUAUGGGGUAUCGGAUACAACAUUAGAAGAGAUUUUUUUGAGAGUAGCAGAUGAUCCUUCCGCCGACUCAAAUUUUCCUCAAACUAAUGUUGCCGACCUUGUUCAAGAAGAUGGAAAUGCACACACGGAAGAAAUCGGAAGUUCUGAUUCGUUUAACCUAGAUUCUUCGGAAAAAUUAAAAGGGAAGAGAUUAGUUGCCCAACAGAUGAAAGCACUGUAUGUUAAAAGGUUUUGUAACUCCAAAAGAAAUGUAAAAGGAUUUUUCUGUGAGAUUGUAUUGCCCUGCAUCUUAGUUCUCAUUGGGGAGUUAUUUUCUUUAACUCUCCAUCUGGAAGAUCCUGUUCCUGCUUUAAAACUUUCGCCCUGGCUUUAUGGUGAUGUCAAUGAAGUAUUCUACGUAAAUCAGCAACCUACUUUAAAUUGGACCAACGAGUACAUUUCUAACAUGCUCAAUGAAACUGGACUGGGAGUCCGUUGUCUGGACGGCGAACCGUUAUACGGAUUGGAUUGUUCCUCCAAUGAUAUUGGACUCCUAAAUCCAUUGGCUAACCCAGAUGAUUAUCAUCUCUAUAAUUGCCCAUGUACUGACCUUGGUGUUCCUAUUUGCCCAGCCAAUAGCACUCAGCAAGGAGAACUGUUUCGCUACCGAUCUGUCUCUUCUGACGAAUUUUACGAUCUUGCUGAGAAAAACAUAUCAUUGUGGAUUCUCCGGACAUACGAGGAAUUGAAAGACGUCAGGAUUGGAGGUUUUGAAUUUGGCGUACAUAAUAUAAUGAGGUCAAUAAACUUGACGCAGCUACAAAGAAACGUUAGCGAAAAUAUCGUGAGGGUUUGGUUUGACAACAAAGCCUGGGCUUCUUCCGUAUCCUAUUUGAACGCCAUUAACAACGUCAUUUUGCGAUCAUCAUUACCUCCAUCCAAAGAUCCGUUUCUCUACGGGAUAACUGCAAUCAAUCAUCCGAUGGAAUUUUCAUCUAGAGAAGUAGUUAAAAAUGAACAAGUCGCGGUUAGCCUUGCGUUCGCGCUAACUGUCUUAUUUGCCUUGAGCUUCGUACCUGCGUCGUUUGUUAUCUUUUUGGUAGAAGAACGCACUUCCAAAGCCAAGCAUCUUCAGUUUGUCUCUGGAGUGAAACCUACCACUUUUUGGUUUGCAUCUUAUACUUGGGAUGUGGUGAACUACUUGAUUCCCUGUUUCUUGGUAAUCCUCAUAUUUCUUGGAUUUGGCCAAUGGGAAUACGUUGGAUCUACAAGCAUUGGUGGUUUUAUUCUCUUGAUGGCGCUUUUUGGGGUUUCGGCCAUUCCACUGAUGUACCCAUCAAGUUUCCUCUUCUCUGUGCCGAGCACGGCCUUUGUCGGACUUGCAUGUGCCAAUUUAUUUAUUGGAGUAGUCACUGUCAUUUCUUCCUACGUACUCCAGCUUUUUGACGAUGAGCACUUGAUCCAAGUAGGUGAAAUCCUCGACCAGGUUUUCCUCAUAUUUCCUCAUUUUUGUCUCGGAAGAGGACUCAUCGAUUUAGCUGAAACCUAUUUCACGGCUAAGAAUUUUGAAUUGAUCGGAGUUGUUUAUGAGAGAAACAUAUUUGAAUGGAAUUACCUUGGCCGUUACUUUGUGUCCUUUAUAUUGCAAGCCAUCAUUUUCUUCGGAUUUAACCUGAUGUUACACUAUCCAUUCUUCCCAAAAUUGAUCGCCCGUUAUUAUAAGUACAAAGCCAUACCUCCAUUGGGAUCUGAAGAUGUAGAUGUCGCACGCGAACGCGCUAGAGUGGAAAAAACUGAUGCAUUUAUGGAUGAAUUGCUUUUAAAACGAUUAACAAAGGUUUACAAUGGACAGAAACAUCCCGCUACUGAUAGGUUAUCUUUCGGUCUUAAGAAAGGGGAAUGUUUCGGCUUACUUGGAGUCAAUGGGGCCGGAAAAUCUACUACGUUUAAGAUGCUAACUGGAGAUGAGACUGUAACAAGUGGAAACGCUUUCGUUGGAGGAUCCUCUGUCAUCACAAAUUUGAGUGAAGCGCAACAAAACUUGGGUUACUGUCCACAAGAAGACGCCCUUUUACCCCUACUGACAGGUGUCGAACAUCUACAACUCUUCGCAAGGCUUCGUGGCGUUCCAAGUCGAUACAUCGAUAAGCUUGUCAGCGAUAAGUUACGAAAAUUAAGCUUGCUCCCCUACAAAGAUCGGUGUGCUGGAACUUUUUCGGGAGGCAAUAAACGAAAGCUAUCAACGGCUAUUGCCUUAGUCGGCAACCCCGCUGUCGUGUUCCUCGAUGAACCUUCAAGCGGCAUGGACCCUAGAGCCAGACGUUCUCUUUGGCAAGCUGUGAUUGAUGCCGUAAAUGACUCGCGUUCUGUUCUGCUCACUUCGCAUUCCAUGGAAGAGUGUCAGGUUCUGUGUACUCGUCUAGCGAUCAUGGUCAACGGAACGCUACGCUGUUUAGGCUCGGCUCAACAUCUUAAAAACAGGUUUGGCGAUGGUUACAUGAUCAACGUUCGUUGCGAAGUGGAGACCAUCAGCGAAGUGUUGCAGUGCGUUGAAUCGCUUAUACCUGAAGCGAAGUUACGAGAACGACGAUCUCGUCAACUGAUUUGGCAUGUAAAACCGAAUCUAUUACAGAUUUCAACCCUAUUUCAACGAAUGGAAGCCGCUCGAACGACUACCCCAAUGGUCGACUAUUCCAUCACCCAGACCACACUGGAUGACGUAUUUGUUCGAUUUGCACGUUUGCAACGAGAGACGAUUGACGACAACAGUGAAGAACCCGAAUUUGACGCACUGUCAACGCAUUCUGGAACACAUACCAGUAGCGUUACAACGGACGACGACCUACAUACAGCGUUCUAAUGAAACUUUUAGAAACUCGUAUUAUUUCAGUCUAUAGCUUGAGAGCUCGCGUUUACUUAAUUCUGUAUGAUUCACCGCGUAACAAAAUAAGAUGAAACUUUUACACCCGUAAA